AUGGGAUCAUCGUCAACUUGGACUAAUAAUAAUGUUGAUGAAGGAAAAGAUGAAAACACUGAAGAAAAAGAAAGGACUUCAGAGCCGAAAACUUUCUCUUGCAAUUUUCGCAAGAGAGAGUUCUCGUCCUCUCAAGCCCUUGGUGGGCACCAAAAUGCCAACAAACAAGAGCGUGCGAUAGCGAAACGUCGCCAAGGGAUGGACACGGGCGCUUUUGGUCACCCUCACUUUCCAUAUUACCCUUACCAUAGCUUUUCCACACCAUCUUUAUAUGGGUCCUAUAAUAGGACACUUGGGGUAAGAGUUGAGUCCAUGAUUCACAAACCUUCUUAUCCUUGGUCUGCCGGUCUUAGGUUCGGUCGUAAUCAUAAUUGGUCAACGCAGGGGAUUCUAGGUUCAUCAUCAUCAUUAGCACUUGAUAGGUUAAGUAUUGAGGGUUUGCAACCAAAUAAUGAAGUAGGCGGGGUUAGUGGAAUUCAAGCAAGUUCUUCAAAUUUGAGAAAAGAAGAUGAUAAUGAUGGUAAUGGAACUACUUCCCAAUUAGGAGAUUCUUCUACCAACAAUGUUGCUACAAGUCUCACUCGCCAUGCAAAGGAUGAUCAGGAUUCCAAGCCAGAUAAUGAACCCUCUAGUUCUGAGUCUCCAGGGCUUGAUUUGUCACUCAAGCUUUUUAAGUUUGAACUUUAA
Arachis stenosperma is the source of this 687-nucleotide messenger RNA. RefSeq names its product zinc finger protein 4-like. Gene Ontology annotation, biological process: negative regulation of abscisic acid-activated signaling pathway. The record is from RefSeq and is a predicted model, not a curated record. NCBI's taxonomy places the organism in Eukaryota, Viridiplantae, Streptophyta, Magnoliopsida, Fabales, Fabaceae. The coding region runs from base 1 to 687 and encodes 228 amino acids. The transcript has a single exon.